This is a messenger RNA of Prionailurus viverrinus (fishing cat), 695 nucleotides long. It is a transcript of the gene FXYD3, whose product is annotated as FXYD domain containing ion transport regulator 3. Gene Ontology annotation, cellular component: membrane. The record is from RefSeq and is a predicted model, not a curated record. Lineage: Eukaryota; Metazoa; Chordata; Mammalia; Carnivora; Felidae. Gene Ontology annotation, molecular function: sodium channel regulator activity. Gene Ontology annotation, biological process: regulation of sodium ion transmembrane transporter activity. The transcript is spliced from 7 exons. The coding region runs from base 122 to 490 and encodes 122 amino acids.
GCUUAGGGCGGGGCAGCUGCGGAUAAAGGCAGGACUCAGGCUUAGCAGCCCCAUUCUCUCCCUUCUCUCCUGGAACUUUCCAAGCAGCCUGGGGAGCCACACAGGCCAGCUGGACGCGGACAUGCGAGAGGUGACCCUAAGCCUGCUCAUCCUCCUGACAGGCCUGCCUGCCCUGGACGCCAACGACCCAGAAGAUAAAAACAGUCCUUUCUACUAUGACUGGCACAGACUCCGGAUCGGUGGACUCAUCUGUGCUGGGGUUCUGUGCACCAUCGGCAUCAUCGUCCUCAUGAGUGAGUGGGGACGCUGGUGGCCGGCUGGCAGGGCAGGGCAGGGCUGUGGGCUCUCUCCCAACCAUCCCCUCUCCCCAACAGGUGGGAAAUGCAAGUGCAAGUUCAGCCAGAAGCCCAGUCACCAUCCAGGGGACGCCCCUCCUCUCAUCACUCCAGCUGACCCGUCAUCUCUCCCAGGCUCUGCCCAUAACUGUUGAGGAUGGAUGGACCAAAAGGACAUGGACGUCCCUUCUCUUCCCCCAAGUCUUGGCUCUGCAUGGGAGCUUGGACUCCAGGAUGGAAGUCUCCCUCCUCUCCCCAGACCGCCUUGCCAGGGUCUCAUCUCACCUCUCACUGGGGGUGGGGGUGGGGUGUCUUUCUGUUCAAUUUUUAACCUAAAAGUUGAUCUUGUCUCCUGCCCAA